AUGUCGGCCUUCCGCAUCUGGCAGAACUACAGCGAUGUUUGCCAGACCAUUAGACAUCUCACGAAAACGUGGCACACUAUCUCACAGGCACACUCUAUCAGUGUGCCUACACCACAUCAGCUGCUGUUAGCUGGAACCAGCCACCAGGAUUGGACCAAACCCAACAUCAUUACCAGAUCUCCUACCACUGUCCAGGGACAGAACCACACAUCACUACCACGUCUUCACACGUCAUCACACGUCAUCACUCUCUCUGACCUGGAACCUGCUACUCAGUACUCUGUCACUGUUUGCACUGUGCUGGAAAAUGGAAAGCAAAGUCAACUGGUGUCCACAACCUUCACCACAAAACAUGUUCAGUGGUGGAAGAGACCCUACAGAGUUGCUGCAGUGUUUGUUCUACUGGCUGUCAUCAUUGGCCUGUGGGAUUCCUAUGCAACUUCAGAGCGAGACCAGCUACAGAAUAGUCUAACUACCAGGACCACAGAGAGAGACCAGCUACAGACCAGUUACAACACCCCGACUAAAGAGAGAGACCAGCUACAGAUCAGUUACAACACCCUGACUAAAGAGAGAGACCAGCUACAGAAUCGUCUAAAUACCAGGACCACAGAAAGAGACCAGCUACAGACCAGUUACAACACCCUGACUAAAGAGAGAGACCAGCUACAGACCAGUUACAACACCCUGACUAUAGAGAGAGACCAGCUACAGAGUAGUCUAAAUACCAGAACCACUGAAAUAGACAAGUUGAAGAAGAGUCUGAACACUACAACUAUGGAGCGUGACCAGCUACAGAAGGAGAUAGAAAGACUGAACUGGGAGAACAAAGGGUCCUGUCCUGAAGGAUGGAGAAGGUUUGGCUGCAGCUGUUACUACCUCUCUACUGAGAGGAAAUCCUGGGAGGAGAGUAGACAGGACUGUCUGGAGAGAGGAGCAGAUCUGGUGAUCAUUAACAGUGAAGAGGAACAGACAUUCAUCAAUGGGUUUAAAUCAGUCAGUUAUGUCUGGAUUGGUCUGACUGACUCUGUUACUGAGGGGACCUGGAAAUGGGUGGACGGCACCCCACUGACCACCCCAAGGUAUUGGUGGAGUGGAGAGCCUGGUGGUGGUACGUACCAGAACUGUGGGGAAAUCUAUUACAUAUCGUCAGGCCAAGGAGUAUGGAGGGAUUUGGGAUGUUCGUUUUCACAAGAAUGGAUCUGUGAGAAAUAGGCUUCUCAUAGGUACUUUUAAUGAACUCUCUACUGUAUGUUAAUGAUGCUCUGUAGACUGGUGUGAUUUGAUAGAAUGGUACUCUGAACUUCAGGUAGGAGAGAAACAAAUGUUCACAUUCAGACAGACACACACACACAAGAAGACACUGAUCUGAACCUGAGUCUCCCACAGGAGAAACCAACUUCUUCAUUAGAUAAGGAGGUAAUCCUCUUGGGCCGAGAGCUGACACUGAUUUUUGAAGUCGCAGGUUGGGCUGCCGCAUCACGUGACCAGGAGCAACAUGACUGACUACUGUCUGCUGCACAAGCUGACACACAAUCAUGUAUUCAUACUGUAUGUCAAAAAGUGUGAAUAAAUAGGGGCAUAACAUCUGUAAUCUAGAAGGACAAGACAUCUCCCUGCCUCUUUAGGACAGUGAAUUUUACAGUGUACAUUUUAAAGGUCUACUCCUAAACUUGAAGAAAGAAAAACUGGUGUCAAUAAGACAUUGUGCCUUUUAAGACAGAGUGAAUGUUACUAUUUACAUUUGAACUCAUAUCUUGUUCACUUCCUGUUUGUGGUGACAACACCAGAAUGAAGGGUUGGAUCAUAACCAUCAGUUAUCAAAACAGUGUCUAAGGUUUUGCAACAAACAGGUCACGACCCCUGGUGACCUUUAAUACAGGUAGUGAUUAGAUUCAACUGUUUUGAAAAGCAGAUAUUAUUUAGCAAGUGAAUGUAGUUGUUUAAUGGUUGUAUUAUAUUUCAGAGGGAGAGACAGAAUCCCAAAUGAUACCCUAUCCCCUUUGUAUUGCAUUCCUUUUGGUGAGUAGUGCACUAUAAAGGGAAUGGGGUGUCAUUUGGGAUUCUCUCACAGCCAGAGAGUUAGGCCGAAUACAGGGAGAGACAGUUUACGCACGACUCACCAUGGCCCAAUGGAGGCCCGUUGAGGCUCUUCAGUUGGCCAUCCCAAGAUCUCAACAAAAUCACAACAAGGAAAACAAAAAGACUAUCCAAACCAACCUGGUUGGGAGUCUACUUUCAUAUAGCUUCUCUGAUCAGUAAUUACCUGUCAAUCAUCCAUGCCUGAGAGCAACAGGGUUGGGAGGCUACUUUCAUAUAGCUUCUCUGAUCAGUAAUUACCUGUCAAUCAUCCAUGCCUGAGAGCAACAGGGUUGGGAGGCUACUUUCAUAUAGCUUCUCUGAUCAGUAAUUACCUGUCAAUCAUCCAUGCCUGAGAGCAACAGGGUUGGGAUCAAUUCCAUUUAAAAAAGGAAACGCCACAUGUACGUUUAAACAUUUCUUAGAAAAGAUUACAAUGCAUAGUCUUGGAGGUUGGCAGUGAGCUACCCUGAAGGAGCAGAUCCUGAGUGAAGUGUCACAUUCAGUUAAUAAUAUAGAACUGUUCUGUAGAAUAGACCACAUGUAAGUACAGUGUGAAUCCAAUUGGCACAAUAUCUGCUGAUGCGAUCAAAUGAUGUCACCACACUCAGGUUUCUUUCAUGAACUGGCUUCGCUUCAUAUCCAUUCAGUCAAUUCAAGAAAUAAACAGAAAUUCCUAUUUAACAUUGUUUCUCAUAGACAACUCCAACUUCCAAUUUCAACAUUCUCAUUACAUAGACAAGCUUUGAGGAAAAUGUAUUUCAGUUUAUUCACUGUAUUGAAAUGGAAUUGACCCUAAACCUGGUGCGAAAUCACUUUCUUAAAGGUCCAGUCCAACAAGAACUUGGCCCUGGCUGCUGCUGCCCCCUAGUGGUAGGAUGUGAGACGUGGAAAUAGACUUGAUUUGUCCCAAUCUCUCUUCCCACGACAAGUUUAAAAGCAUUGGAUUGGUUUAGGCAUAGGCCAUGGAACAAGUUUCCAUACCUGGCAUUUUCUUUCCAAUUUGACAUUUUAUUUCACCUUUAUUUAACCAGGUAGGCCAGUUGAGAACAAGUUCAAAUUUACAACUGCGACCUGGCCAAGAUAAAGCAAAGCAGUGCGACACAAACAACAACACAGAGUUACACAUGGAGUAAAACAAACAUACAGUCAAUAACACAAUAGAAAAGUCUAUAUGCAGUGUGCGCAAAUUAGGUUUCCAAGAAGGGAAGUGAACACGUGCACACUACAGGAGAAGGGAGAUAUUGGCCCGCAACUUGUCGCAUAAUCCACAUAUCUACCUCCAUUCCUAACAUUAUUACACUGCGUCUCAUACUAAAUGUUGAUUUUUUAUGACAAUUACAAAAUGCAGAAAAAUGGUUUGAAAGCAUUUCUGUUGUGAAAUGUUAACUAAAAAAGUAGACUCAGCAAUAUGACGUAGAUGCAGAAAGUAAACCGCAUAGUGGGUCAAUUUCAACAACAACUAAGAGCGUUCUUCUCUGCUGUUUUGGUGCCCUGGAUACCACACUUUAAACAGCGUGAUGCGAACCUGUGCACAUGCGCAGAUACUGUGUGUGACUGCGAAGUGUUGCAUCUCGUUAAUCUCAAUAUCUCCGGUGCGGCCCGUGGCAUCGUCAUUUCACGGAGUCUACCUGGAUGUGUUAUAUUUUCCUUGCGCCAAAAUGACAGGUAUAUUUAUCAAUGGCUUGAGCAGGGAGGUCUAGAUUGGACUUCAGCCAUACAGAGGGAGUUUGGGAGUGGGUUGAUGGCACCAGUGGUGUAAAAAGUACCCAAUUAUCAUACUUGAGUAAAAGUAAAGAUACCUUAAUAGAAAAUGACUCAAAUAAAAGUACUCCAGUAAAAUACUACUUGAAUAAAAGUCAAAAAGUAUUUGGUUUUGAAUAUAAUUAAGUAUCAAAAGUAAAUGUAUAAAUAGUGGGUUGAUGGGACACCUCAUCUUAUGGAGUUGUGUUGGAUAUACAUUUCAAGUUUUAAGCAGUUUGUUUUUAUUUGUAAUUAAACUGGCAUAUCAGAAAUGUAUGUAAUGUAGUGCACUAAAUAUAUAAUAGAAGUUAGCAGGUGUUAUAUUAGUGGUGAAGAAUACAUGUACACCAUUGUGUAAUGUAUUGUAGUGAAUGUGGGGACUAGUCCCUCAUCCAGCAACUGUCAACCCAACACCUUAGUCGUUACACCAAGAGAUAUGAAACCAUUGAAGAGGUUGCUAGGUGUUGGGUUAAGGUCACUAUAGUAUAAACUCAGUAUAGACCAGGUUAUGAGGUUGCUAGGUGUUGGGUUAAGGUCACUACAGUAUAAACU
Messenger RNA from Oncorhynchus mykiss (rainbow trout), 4374 nucleotides. The record is from RefSeq and is a predicted model, not a curated record. Lineage: Eukaryota; Metazoa; Chordata; Actinopteri; Salmoniformes; Salmonidae.